AAGUGCUUUGCUUCAGCGAAUAGUGUUUCAGACUAGCUGCUCUCUGACGACGGCCUUCAUAUUUCCCAAGAUGGCGGAUCUGAACCGGCAACUGCAGGAAUACUUAGCGCAAUCCAAGAGCAGCGGAGGCGGCCCGGCGGCCCUGUCCGUACCGCAGAGCGCACCACGAGAAGAAGCGGAGACUAGCUCGGGCUGGGGGACUUGGCUCGGGCGGAUCAACCCUUUUCCUGCGACGGAAACAUGGUCGCGGGCAGCCGAACCAGAUCCGGAUCCGUGGUUGCCUACCGGACUGUCCCGCUGGCAGCGCCUUGUCGGCAGCACUCUGUGCCUGCUGCUGGCUGUGAUCUGCUUCGGCCUCGCCGCGCUGUAUGGGUCGCUGCUGCUGCUCAGAAAGUUCGCGCUGCUCUGGUCCCUGGGCUCGGCUUUUGCGCUGGGCGCCGCCGGUUUCCUGCGGGGUCCGAGCCGUCUCCUGGGCGAGCCCGAUCGCCGCGGCCUGGCCAUUCUCUACCUAGGCUCGGUGGGUGGAACUCUGUAUGCUGCGCUUGGGCUCCGGAGUACCUUGCUUACCACGCUGGGCGCCGUUGUCCAGUUGGCAGCCGGCGGGACUUACUUGCUGUCCUCCGUGCCUGGUGGAGCUACCGGGCUGCGCUAUGCCGGCGGGUUCCUGAGCGGUUUCAUACGGCGUCGUGUGUCUAAAACUCUCCCGGUGUGAGGACAGCUGUCUAGGCAGGUCCAUUCCAGGAAUUGGGAAAAGAAGACUGAGCGCUGAAGAAGGCGCCUCCUGACCUUCCCCAAGCUAAAACGGAGCACAGGACACGCAUACCUGUCCAAAUCCGACUGUCAGGUUUAUUCCAUGGGCGGUUGUCGCAUAGAGUUUACCAUAUGUUUUGAUUCCAGGACACCAAAGACAAGGGAACAGUUCUCCAGUUUAUUCUGUCUGUGUGAGGCUGUUGCCUCUCUCGGAGGAAACUGAAAAGGGAUACUUGAAUUUUGCUGCAAUAAGGAAACUGUGUGUGAAAGACUUAAUCGAUGAGCAACUAUAUAAGCAAGUGUAACUAGUCAAGGGACAAUGUCUCUUUCUGUGGCUGGCCUGAAGUGCUGGAUGAGGUGCCCUGGGCAAAGACCCUUUGGUGCUCCACCCAUUUUUAGUGCUACAACCCAGUGACCUCCUGAGCAAGCAGCAGCAGGAGUAGAGGUAUGGGAAAACACUAGGCUACAAGGAAAGAACUUUGCUUUAAAUUUCUAGCAGGUGUUCCUGAUUUAAUCUCUCAAGAGCUGCAUUGGGCUCUUGAUUUCCCUCCUUACCACCUACCCUGUGCUUAGAGGGCAGCUGCAGUGAGCAAAUGCAGAAGAUGGAAUUUUAAUCCCUUGCCAAUUGAUGCCUUUGAUUGGAGUGAUGCUACAUUAAGUGUACUGGGGGAAGAAAGAAGUAUUUUUUGCUGCAGCUGCUAGGCUGUUCCCUCAGUGUCAGGUGGCACAGAAUUUCAUACAGUGUACAAGUGGGUGUCACCAGCAGUCAGUGGCAAUUGACCAUUGUUGGAUGACUCUGUUUGUUGAUCUCAGCUUUACUAUUGCAACUCUUUAAGAAUUUAAAUGAGAAACCAUCAUUUUACAUCUCUUCAGAUUUUCAAAAGCCAGAGCAAUAACAGCAUGUUUCUAAACAUCAAGUAAUUGUAAUUUACUGGCAUAUAGCCAGUAGCAUCAUUCCCACUUGUGCUGGUCUCUUGCCUUAUUAAAAAUCAACAUUACAGCAGUUCUGUUCAGAGCAGGCAUACCAAAUUAUUGCUUAAGCUGACAUCUAACACUUCUUUUCAAGCAAUGAUUGUCUAAAUAUUCAAACUUUUUUGACAUGACUGUUAAAAAUUCAUUUCUGUCUGAAUUCAAAGACCCAUAUCAUACGGAUACACAGGACAUAAUUACACUUUCAUUGUGACUUUGGGAAGUCACAAAUCCUGGAAGAAGCUGAGUAGAAUAACUAAGGAUGGAUGCCUGUGCAUGUUUAGAUAGAAAAAAAUCUUUUAAACCCCAGCAUCCCUCCAGCAAGUUAUGCCAACAUGGCAUGCUGGGAAUUGUAGGACUUUUUCUGUCUAAACAUGCAUAAGAUGGCACUCUAAACUCCUUUGGCUCAUGGGACUGUCUGUGGAAAUUAGAUAAAUAGCUUAUGCAUACAUAUAAAACAUGUAAGUCCAUGUGUUGCCCUUAAUUUUCAUAAGCUGUCAGCACUUCUGCAGCAUAGAAGAUAUUAAUGCAUCAUAUAGAUACUGCUGCUACCAGAAACCAUGAGAAGUUGGUUUUGUGUGGUAUUUUGGUAAAAAUCAUUUGAAAAAAACAGUUCAGAAACCUUAUUUAGAUGUGUGCACAGCUGCAGAUAUUACACUUAAACAGAUAAUGUUCCAGAUACACAGUUCUUAUUUCUUAAAGCUAGCCUCUUUAUCAUCUGAAGGUGGUUUAGAGAUCACAGUCCAAUGUUGAACAAACUAGCAGCUGUUGAGAUAUAUUGAUAACAAAUAAUCAUAUGCAUAGAGUUGCCAGUUCAGAAAUAUAUUAUUCAGUAAGGCUUUUUGCUGUUGCAGGAAUACUGGAGCACUUUUGUGAUAGACAAGUGCUGUAUCAAUGUGGGAUAAGAAUGGAAGAACUUGGAUGGAAGAAGCACAUUAGUUUUUUUAAGUGGAUACUUUUGACUACUUGUAAAGAAAACUCAAGAACAGACACAUGUAGAAUGUUCCUCUGCAUGUUUAUGCAAAAGAAGUCUUAAUGACUCUAGUGGGACUUCUAAUAGUGGCUUUAGUCUGUGAUCCACAGAGUAUUAAAACGGUGUGUUUGCAUUGGCCAAGUCUCAGUACAAAUCUCUUUAUUUGACCUAGUCUCAUGACUUGUGCAUGUUAGGUCACAUUGUGAAAUCAGGCCAUGGCAAAUAGUUCUGAAUCAAAAUGGUGCUGAAUAUUUAAUUAUAUAAUAACAAUUGUCCUGCAGUCUUUUAACUGUGCAUUUUAAUAGUGUUAAUUAGUUUAGCAUUUGCAGAGCAGAACUAAAAUAAUAUUGCACUACUUAGAAGUAAGAUCUAUUACGUUCAAUAGGGUUUAUUCCUGGGUAAUAUGGAAUUGUAGCCUAAACAUACAAUAAUAUUAUUUUUUAACUAUGGCUACCAAACUAGAUGAAAUAAUUCUUGCUCGGUUCCUAAUCUGUAAUUUGGCUUUUGAUAGAAAAUAUUCAACUUUUGCCAAAUUGCUUUUAAGUCUUGUUAGGAAAGAACUAGUGGGACAUCACUUUCAGAAAUGAAACUGAGUUUAAUUACUUGUUUAAAUGAAUUUUUAUUUUUCCCCCUGACAUUUGGUAACUUUUCCAUGUUCAGCCAGAAGUAUAAUUCCCUUACAUUAACAAGAACUGUGCUAUAUUCCCAUGUGUAAGGGGUGGCUUUGUGUACGAUUGUCAGCGUUUAGGAAUCCACCACAAUUUAAAACUUUUUCCAGAGGGGUGAACUUUUGUAUUUUUGUAUUAGUGGCUACUUGUUAGUAAGGGAUCUGAAAGAUGUUAGAAUGUUGUUACCUUAUUGCUGAUAAUUUUAAUUCAGCUGUGACCAAAAUUACCACUAAAAUUGAUUUAGUGGUAAUUUUUCCUGGGAAGAAGCAGGUAUUCCAACAGCUAGCUCAUCUCUUUUCAUGGUUAAGGAGGAGCCAUUGUUACCUCUACAGUGGCUCUACCUAAAAAGUUUUCAGGGAUUUUACUAUUACCUGGGGACAAUGCUUACAGAGAUUUAACAGAACUUAAAGCAGAAAAACUCCAGAAAGAAUUUUUCCUCUAAAGCUUGGAUACGUUUUAGUAUCAAGGGGGAAUGGAGAAAUAAGUAGAAAUUGAAAACAUUGGCUGUUUUGCUUUGAAUUGACUUAUUUUAUGGAGAUGUGUGAUGUGUUAUUUUGUUAAUAAACUUUUGAUUAAUUAGAAGCAUAAAAUCAAAA
Molecule: messenger RNA, 3956 nt
Organism: Varanus komodoensis (Komodo dragon)
Lineage: Eukaryota; Metazoa; Chordata; Lepidosauria; Squamata; Varanidae
Gene: SFT2D3
Product: SFT2 domain containing 3
Exons: 1
Coding region: 71-712 (213 amino acids)
Biological process (GO): vesicle-mediated transport
Cellular component (GO): membrane
Source: RefSeq, a predicted model, not a curated record